Messenger RNA from Striga hermonthica, 1011 nucleotides. NCBI's taxonomy places the organism in Eukaryota, Viridiplantae, Streptophyta, Magnoliopsida, Lamiales, Orobanchaceae. The record is from the annotation of a GenBank genome assembly.
AUGAUGCUGCAAGGGCGAGCCUAUGCGGUCGAGAGGUUCCCCAAUCCGUUUGAGGGAUUUGUGGCGUUUGCUAAAGGAUUGGGUCUGGGUGAAACGAUUCAUCGCGGGGAAUUCCGUGUCAAGGGUCAGUGUCCGAGAGGUAUCGCCGGGGUCGAAAGUUUCCGGUCUGGCAUGGAUCGCCAAUUCCUAAUUUCUUGUGGUGUUCAGCUACAAUCUAUAUCAUUUGUGCAAAUGAGGGGAAGGAGCUACACCCCUUCACCACCACCAAGGAGCUAUAGUAGAAGAGGUAGAAGCCCAGUCCCUAGAGGCCGUCAUGGCGGCAGAGGAGAUGCACCUACUAGCCUUUUAGUUCGCAAUCUACGCAGGGACUGUAGGGCAGAGGACUUGAAGAAGCCUUUUGGCCAAUUUGGCGAUGUUAAGGACAUCUAUCUUCCAAGGGAUUACCACACUCGUGAACCACGGGGUUUCGGGUUUAUCCAGUAUGUCGACCCAGCUGAUGCUGCCGAAGCUAAAUAUCAGAUGGAUGGUCAGUUGUUCCAAGGUCGGGAGAUCACUGUUGUUUUUGCUGAGGAGAACAGAAAGAAGCCAACUGAGAUGAGAGCCAGGGAACGAGGAGGAAGAGGUCGUGCAUAUGAUCGGAGGAGGUCCCCCCCUCGUUAUUCCCGUUCCCCACCACGCUAUGGGAGGUCUCCUUCUCAUAGCCGUGAUCACUACUCCCCUCGUAGGAGAGGAUACUCGAGGUCUGUCUCUCCUCGUAGGCCUAGAUACAGUAGAGAAAGAUCAUACUCACGAUCCCCAGCACGUGAACAGUCUCCUCCGUAUAACGGCCCAAGGGACUACAGUGCAAGCCCAGUGAGGGAACGUUCGCCUGCUGGGUCAAGAAGCCGCAGCCAAAGCCCAGCCCGGAACCGCUCUCCAGAUAGGGCCCGCAGCCCGAGCCGCAGCAGGAGCCCUUAUCCUCCGGCCGAGUAUUCAAGGGGACAGAGGAGGGCGAGGUCUCCUAGCCAGUGA